Molecule: messenger RNA, 2326 nt
Organism: Daphnia pulex (common water flea)
Lineage: Eukaryota; Metazoa; Arthropoda; Branchiopoda; Diplostraca; Daphniidae
Exons: 2
Coding region: 1167-2045 (292 amino acids)
Source: RefSeq, a predicted model, not a curated record
GAUUAUAAUCCCCCCCACACACAUCCUGAGCUGCAAGACGAACGUCCUGUAUGUUGUAACGCCGGGCAGCUUUUGAAUCCCUUCAAAAACGGAACGGUGACCGUCGACGAAUAAGGACGGACGGAUGAACCCUGGCGUCGUCCGUGCGAAAAAUUCCGUGAGUGCAUGGACCCACAGCCCCGUGAAAAGAAGAAAAAGAAAUGGAAGAAAUGGACAAACUAAUCGGAUCGGAUGAGUAGUACGUAAACAGGGAAAGGUUAAAAUAUCUGGUGAUUAUAUAUUUGUGUGUAUGGCAACAGCCAAACUCUCAUUUGGAAUGCUGUUGAUGUAAUCUCCACAUCGGCGGAGUGAUGGUUCGCUAUGUGUUACACACACACCCGUCGAAUGAUCCAGCACAACGUGACUAUCCAUAAGACGAGAGCCGCUGAGACUGGUCUUGUGUAUGCCGACUGCAUCAUAAGGUUCACAGCACGUGAAGUCUUAGCCCCAUCGUUCGAUCUGCUCAAUCCAUUCAGAGACGAUUGGGAUGGCAUCGAAACGAAGAUUUAAUGUUAAAGAACCGGACGUUUUCCUCGUGAGAUGCGAUUUCAUUUCCAGUGAAAAUCAAAUCGAAAAAAAAAACAUGUAAGAAACAACUGCCUUGUGUAGUUUAAGUAAUACAUGUCGGUGUACAACCGGUGUGAUCCCGUUCGUCCCCGUUUCUCUCUCUCCUCUAUACCGUCAUCACGAGUCUAAUAAAUACCAGAUUGAACCGAGGCUGCUGCAUAUAGAUGGAUGAGAAAAACAAAAACGGGUCUCCUUUAAGGAAUGAACCGGUUGCCUGUCCGUCAAUUCCGUGAGUUGGCUGUUCAGUGCUGGCUUCAAUCUUCAAUGUAAACUUUAUUCCAAAGCAGGACCUCCCUCCUAUUCUUUCCCCCCUCCCUCGAUCCUGCGCACAACCGACCGAGCUUUCACGUCACGCGCUUGGUACUGCAUUUCGCUACACGCAAACAGCUCGGCAAUGUUGUGCGCCGCUAUUAUUCCAUACAGUCAAAAGUCAAACUGAGUGUAGUUCGGACCCUGUUUUUUCGUUCAUGGUGCUGAUCUCAUUCGUUCACUCACGACAUUUACAUUACCGACUUUUCCCCGUGAUUAAUAUCGUCCCUCGUUCAAAUUGAAUUAAAAUAAUGGCAUCGGAAGAGUUGAGUUCGAUUGUGCACCGAUUGUUCGUGGUGGGUUAUUCAUUGACGACCUGUUUGGCGAUUAUGGUCAGCGUCAGCUCCGGCGUGGUGACCGACUACUGGAAGGAAACCAUCGAUGGAUGCAUCCUCUACUCGGACAUUUAUCAGGAUAUUCCCACCCACAACAGCAAAGGGCAGCCGAUCCAGCAGUCGAAAAUCCCCGUUCACAACAGUUCCUGGGUCAUGAUCGGCUCCGACAUUUCCGUCUGCAACUACACCACAUUCACGCCCAUCUUUUUCAUCUUCAUCGCCAUGAUGUGCAUCUCUUACCACCUCCGGAAUCUCUUCUGCAAGCACUGCUGGAGGGCUGAAGAAUCGGACGUCAAAUCCGAUUUCUGGGAGAUGAUGGUCCGUUUACUGGUCGUCUUGUCUAGUUUGAUGACCCUGCUGGCCCUGGUCGUCGCCUGCGUUUUGACCCACGGACACGACUACACCUGCAGCGGAUUACGUCAUUACGUCACAUCCCAGGGACUGUCCCCAUGGCUGGGCAUUUCCUCCCUGCAGAUUCACGAACUCUUUGAGCGACUCGAUUGCGGAUUUUUUUACUCGGCGCUGGAUCACGGCCUGAAACUCGUCACCGAACACGACGAUGAAAAUGAAGGAAUUACUAAGGCCAUCGCUGUGGCGGCAGUGGCCAGCAACUCGGCCUCAAUCAUCGACAGCAAUUCCGCCCUGGAAGUGGCCAUGGCUACCGGAUGGUUUCAGUUUUUCGUUUGGCUAGCGCUGGCCGUUGCCAACAUCUGGCUGGCGAUCCGGCUCAAAAUUCAAAUGUUUCCGGAAUCCCUGAACUUGCCCGCCAUUCCCAACAUCUUCAACAAAGAAUAAAACUUGUUAAAAAAACUAACGAAUUGAAUUAUAUAAAUAUUUAAGAUUUAUAUUAUUUUCAGUUUCGUAUUUGUUCACGGUCCAAAAUUCAGAAAAUGGUUUCAUUUUCCAUAGUUCAUUGUUGUUUCUCAUUCGCAGUCAUCACACACCUUUUUAAAUGUCUCUUUCUAAUCAUUUCUAAAUAUUCUCCUUUUUAAAUGUGUCAUAUUUGUAAUUUCUGUGUAAUUUUUCACCGGAGAAAGAAAAAGACAUCACGUAUAAAAAUUUGUUAUCACAUCAGA